AUGGCAUUUGAGCCGCAGAUUGGCAACAAAAAACUGGUGAUCAGAAACUGGUCCGGUCCGAAGAAGCUACCGAAGAGUUAUGAGAAUGAGAGCUGGGUCAUGCUCGAGGAAGCUGUUCAGGCGAUACAGACCAAAGAUUCGUACAGAAAGUUUAGCUUGGAAAGGCUCAAUCAAGUUGUCGCGAAUUUGGUUGAUGGGCACAAGGAUUUAGCGCGAAAUCUUCAUCUUAAACUGAGAAAGGUGUGCGAAGAUCACACGAGAACACAACUGUAUCGACUAGAAAGCGUCUCAUUGGCGGAUAUAACUCCCUUCUUAAAUUUACUCAACAGUAUUUGGUACGAUCAUUGCAAGGCCUUCACGCUAAUCAUCAAUUUAUUCCUCAAACUUGACAGAAAAAGUCAAAACGGAGGCCUCUGGGAUACUGGAAUCGACAUCUUUCGUGAUGUCAUUUUGACGAGGAAAAUCAAGCAUGCUACCAUCGCUGGUUUGAUGAAACUAAUCCAUGCGGAGCGAAAGGGAGAACUGAUAGAACGCAGCCUGUUGAAGCCACUGAUCGGCAUGUUGAGCGCAGUCCGCUACUAUGGCGACUUCGAAACAGCUCUCUACGAAGAGACCCAAAAACUCUAUCAAGAAGACUCGCGCAAUAAACUCGACACGAUGGAAGUACCCGAGUACCUAAAAUACGUGGAAAAAAGCUUGGAAGAGGAAGAAAAACGCGCCAACUCCUAUCUGGAGAGCUCGACAGUUAGACCACUUCUGAGCGUCUGCGAAAUCAAGCUCAUUGGUGAUCAUUUACACUCAAUUGCCAGUAGAGGCUUGAGCUCGAUGAUGCUCGAUAAGCGGGUUGACGAUUUGAAGCGCUUAUACAGAAUUUUCGAGCGAGAUGCAAACGGACUUGCUGCGCUAAAAGAAGAGUUGAACCACUAUGUCCGCAGCCAAGGAAGCUCUAUCGUGGUUAAUCCCGAGAAAGACAGCACGAUGGUCCUGGAAAUGCUUGAAUUCAAGACGAACGUCUACAAUAUUUGGAAAGAGUGCUUCAACAGUCAAACCCUGCUUCAUUCAACGAUACAGGACGCCCUCCAAUAUAUAAUAAAUGUGAGAAAGAAUCGACCGGCGGAGCUGAUCGCAAAGUAUGUUGAUGGAUUGAUGAAGUCAGGAAAUAAAGCGGUUGAUGAUGCUGGACUGGACAAAAAACUAGAUGAAAUAAUGUCGCUCUUCCGACUGAUUCACGGAAAGGACGUUUUUGAAAAGUUUUAUAAAGCGGAUCUUUCCAAGCGUCUUCUCCACAGUCGAUCAGCUUCUGAUGAUGCAGAAAAGGCGAUGCUUUCGAAACUGAAGGAAGAGUGCGGCGGACAAUUUACUCAGAAGCUCGAAGGGAUGUUCAAAGACAUUGAGUUAUCGAGAGAAGUGAUGGUCCAGUACAAGGCGACUCCAAAGUGUCCUGACACGGACAUCGAGCUGAGUGUCAAUAUCCUGACAACUGGCAACUGGGACCAGCAGCCGUUGGUCUGCAACAUUCCCGACUCAUUUAUGAACCUUCAAGAGCAUUUCCGCAAAUUUUACUCGAUGAAGCACCACCAGCGCAAGCUUACCUUCGCCCAUUACAAUUCUUCCCUCCUCAUUAUCGCCAAUUACACGAGGGCGGAUUGCAAGCCCAGAAAACAUGAGCUUCAGGUGUCACUAGCGCAGGGAAUUAUUUUGCUGCUUUUCAAUCGCGCGGAUAGCCUCACUUACAGCGAAAUCAAGGAAGCAACAAACAUGGAUAAUCUAACAAUGCGUCGGCAGCUUCAUUCUUUGAGCUGCAAUCCGAAAGCUAGAAUUUUAUUGAAAGAGAGCAAAGGGAAAGAGAUAAAAGAAAGCGACAAGUUCCGUUGGAAUCCGGAUUUCACCUACAAACUGUACAAAAUGAAAAUAAACCAGGUGCAAAUCAAAGAAACCGUUGAGGAGAACCGAGAAACGACUGAGCAGAUAUUCCAAGAUCGACAGCUUCAAAUCGACGCUGCUAUUGUCAGAAUCAUGAAAUCGAAAAAGACAUUAUCGCAUCCGGAACUUAUGGCAGCGCUAUUCGAGCAGUUGAAAUUCCCGAUUUCGCCUCCAGACCUAAAGAAGAGAAUCGAGCAUUUGAUCGACCGAGAUUUUAUCGAGCGAGAUCCGAACUGUGCAACGAAAUACGCUUACAUCGCGUGA
Molecule: messenger RNA, 2187 nt
Organism: Oikopleura dioica
Lineage: Eukaryota; Metazoa; Chordata; Appendicularia; Copelata; Oikopleuridae
Source: the annotation of a GenBank genome assembly